Eutrema salsugineum is the source of this 796-nucleotide messenger RNA. RefSeq lists its product as uncharacterized. NCBI's taxonomy places the organism in Eukaryota, Viridiplantae, Streptophyta, Magnoliopsida, Brassicales, Brassicaceae. The coding region runs from base 89 to 613 and encodes 174 amino acids. The transcript has 3 exons. The record is from RefSeq and is a predicted model, not a curated record.
AUGAUCGCAGAGUCUGAUUUACAAAUGCCGUUGCCAGUCUCACUUUGCCGGUAUCUGAUUUCUGCAAGGAAAAAAAAAAUUGAAAACCAUGGAGAAGAUCUUUCGUUCUUCUUCUUUGAUUCUACUUGUUUGCCUCGUUCUUCUUCUGAUCUUGAAUUUCUACGGAUCCGUCCAGCUCGUCGAAGCAGGACAGCGACGGAUCGAGAUCCCCGACGAUCUGGACGACGUCGAAGACAAUGAAGAAGACGAAUCAUGGAAGGAUUGGGGGAAGAAAGCACCGAUGCCGGAAUUCGAUCCGCCUCCGGAUUUCUCCAAUAUGGGAUUCGAACAGAUCCAAGCGGAAAUGGCUAAACGGACUUUUGGGCCGGUCGUCGGAUUCGUGAAGCUCCGGUUGGGCGUCUCCCGGACAAAGGAUAUGGUGGUGGAAAUUGCUAUGAAAUGGACAAAAGUUCUGAGAACAGGAGGGAUAGGAGUAAGAUUCAUGGCCGUAGAUCGAAGCACGGUGAUGUUCAAUAUGCAAAAUGGCAAGGAAGUGAAUGAGGUAAACUCAAAAGUUGUAAAACCCACAGCUAAGGGAGUUCGUGCUGAGCCAGGAAGAGGCUUACGAGGUUAAGAUAGGGAAACAAGAGUUUCGAAGACCUGGAGAUCCUCCACUUGAAGAUGUCGUUGACAAACUUCAAGCCGAGAAAAGCAAGGAUGAUGAAGAUGGCGAUAGUAACAAGGAUGAAUUAUAAUAGGUGAUAUAGCCACUCUUUAGCUGAAUCUUAGCUACAAUUCCUUUGACAUGUUUGGUCCG